GGUGGCGGGGAGGCCGCGCCCGCGCUCCCACCGCCGCUCCCCUCACGCCGCCCGGCCAAGUUUAAACACACACCACCACCACCCCCCCGUUGCGACAGCUCGAGUUCGCGGGAGUUGCGUGGGGCCGCGGCCCGGGUGAGGGGGCGCCGGGUGAGGAGGGGUCGGCUGCCGGAGGGGGCGCCCCGCAAGGAGAGCGCCCCGCCGCCGCCUAUGAGGGCAUCGCGGGGCCGGGCGAGCCAUGGACGGCGGCGGCGGCGGGGCGCCGCCCGCCCUGGAGAAGAACGCGGCGGAGCUGACGGUCAUGGAUGUGUACGAUAUCGCCUCGGCCGUGGGGCAGGAGUUUGAGCGGGUGAUCGAUCAGCACGGCUGCGAGGCCAUCGCCCGCCUCAUGCCCAAGGUGGUGCGGGUGCUGGAGAUCCUGGAGGUGCUGGUGAGCCGCAACCACAUCAACCCCGAGAUGGAGGAGCUGCGCCUGGAGCUCGACCGCCUGCGCCUGGAGAGGAUGGACCGCAUCGAGAAGGAGAGGAAGCACCAGAAGGAAUUAGAACUGGUGGAGGAUGUCUGGAGAGGGGAAGCACAGGACCUUCUUACCCAAAUUGCACAGCUGCAGGAGGAGAAUAAACAACUGAUGACAAACUUGUCUCACAAAGACAUUAAUUUCACAGAAGAGGAAUUUCAGAAGCAUGAAGGAAUGUCAGAGAGAGAGCGGCAAGUCAUGAAGAAGCUGAAGGAAGUGGUAGAUAAACAGAGGGAUGAAAUCAGAGCAAAGGACCGGGAACUUGGACUUAAAAAUGAGGAUGUAGAGGCUCUUCAGCAGCAACAGAACAGGUUAAUGAAAAUUAACCAUGACCUGCGGCACCGGAUCACCGUUGUUGAAGCUCAGGGGAAGGCGCUGAUUGAGCAGAAGGUGGAGUUAGAAGCAUAUCUGCAAACCAAGGAGCAGGAGAUGGGCAACCUGCGAGCAGAGCUGGGGAAACUCAGAGAAAAACUGCAGGGUGAGGACAGCCAAAAUGGGGAGGAAGUAAAGACAGAACCAAACAACGAUGACUGCCUCUCAGAGUCAGAAAAGAUGGCAAUGGACUUAAAAGAUCCAAAUCGUCCAAGAUUCACCUUGCAGGAGCUCCGGGAUGUCCUUCAUGAGAGGAAUGAAUUGAAAUCUAAAGUGUUUUUACUUCAAGAGGAGCUUUUAUAUUACAAAAGUGAGGAAACAGAAGAAGAAACUAGAUCACCUCAACCUACACCCAUAAUUCAGUCAAAACCCUCAACUCAGCCUGAAUCUGGAAUCAAACGACUGAUCUUUACAGCCAUAAUGCCCAUGGUAGCAGCUGGAUUGAUUCCAGACGAUCCCACAUUGCAGCCAAUAAGAAGACUUGUGUCCCUUGUUUAGUUUCUUCUCUCGUGAUAAGAAACGUAUGCAGGCAUCACAGAAAAAUGUCCACUUCCAGGAUACUUUUGGAGAAUGGUCAAAUUCGAAUAAAGAUGACUCCUACACCGAACAAGGACAAGAAGCCCUGCAGCACCUGUGACUAAAACCUUGAGGUGUUCAGUUUACCACAGUAGAUCUUGACAGUCUAGUAACAAGAAGCUUCUGUAAACAAAUGCGGCAGCUCGUCACUUUUCUUUGCCUUGCACACCUCAGUGGUUGCGUUUCAGACCUACUCUUCAAAAGGGAUCCCUUGCUGUUUACUUGGGGACUGUUGGCUGAAAACAGAAUCCAAGUUUUGUAGUAACAUUCGCUGAUACCCUGGGACAUCGAAGCUUCUAGAUGACUUGUUUUGUGCUGAAUAACAAGUCUAUGGUCUUGUUCAUGCAUUAACUACAGUAACACAAGCUUCUUUAAACCAAAAAAAAAAGGACCUGUGCCAUUAUUAGAAGUUUGUUUGCAGUGUACAAUAUCUAGUGGCAAAGACUCUUUUACCCUGGUUGUUAACACUAUUGGUUGUUUGCUUUUUAUUUCCGUAAGAAUUUUUUCAAGAGGGAUACAACAGCUGGCCACUCUCCAUGGAAGGUCUCGGCACUGCUGGGUCCUGUCAAGUUCAGCUGGUGUCUGCAUUUUGCAGAGUAACCGCUUGGAAAUCCACCUGAUACAAACUGAUAAACUGGAGUAGCCUUGAGAGGGAUAGCGAGUGUACGUUUCCCUUGCUGCUUAUAGUGCCUAAAGCAUGAAGAAACUGAUGUAUGAGGUGAGCGUGCCUUGCAUUUUGCCAUGAGUUCUGUAGUAUUAAUGGGAAACAAAUUGCCUACGAGGAGGAAUUCUAACACUGGAAUUUUUUUCCUUCUUACCAGGGACUUCCCCCGGUAUAGCAGACAGCUGCUGUAAAGGAAUUAGGUCUCUUUCCACAGACAGGUUUUUAAUUAAGUCACACUCCACUUUUCUGUCUAGGUAAGACUGCCUAACUUCAGAGUGAAAGACAUUCUCAACAAGCUGACAUAAACUAUUUUAACUGACUUAGAGAUGACGUUUUUCUCUGACUAGUCUGAACACUACUUGGGCAGAGCGGAAGAAUUCUGGAUGUGCAGGCUGCUCCUCUGGUGUCAGUAGAUGAUUGGGUACCCUGCAGUCAGAGGGGCUCAACCUGCCAGCAAAAGCCCAGCCUAGCUGAACUGCUAGGCGGUUGGAUUUAGAUCUGCUUUGCCACUGAGCUUGUGAGACCUCAGUUGUACUCACCAACCCCAUGACACUAAAGCCCCAUGCAUCGACACUGUUGCAUACAGUGCACGCCCUGCCUCUGCUCCACACACUCCACAAAGGCACCUAACCAGGCAGGAGAGGGCAAACGCGUCCGUGGCUCCUCGCGAAAGGCACCGAGGUCAUGCUGUGAACUUGGCUGCGUGCUGGGAGAGUAGGCGCUGGAGCACAGUGCUGCUGGCGAGGAGUAGGUAGUUACAACAAGGCCGUAGGCAACUUCUGCACAUGGAGCCUAGUGCAGGGGGCUCAGCUGCAGUGGGCACCGUACCCCCGUAACUGCAUCUGCUCUGUAAAGAGCCUGUUCUCAGGAGCGGCACUAGGACAGGAAACAAUGCUCAGGCUGGAGUAAAACUUCAGCUACUCCAGGUGCUGAAUGUAUGAGCAAGUCCUGAAGAAGCUAAAGGUUUAGUGCAGGCCAGUUGUUUUUCAUACAGGGUGAUUCAAGACUCUGGAUUCUUUAAUGUGUACGGGCAGCAAAUGGUCCUUAGCCCAUCUAUAAUGAAACCACCAGGAAACUUUUUGCAGUGGUGGGCCGAAUGCUGCUCUGCUCCCGACUGUAACUGCACUAUGUUUUGAACACAGACCUUCUGCACAUUCUAGGUAGAGAAAGUGUUUACUGUGCCUCCCUGGCGUCACUGCAGUUUGGGGCAGGGGGGUAUGUGGCCUUACAUGAAAGACAUCUGUGUUUGAAAUAGCGACAGUAGUGUCUGAUACCAGUAUUAGGCAGACAUGCUUCUGCCUGCUUACGUUCUGGUGACAUAGCUCAAGUUUUAUGCUUACAGAAAGCUGUAUCCAUAAACAGCAGCACUUCCCCCCUUGUGCGAAAAGCAUUUCUUAAAUGGGGGGGAGCAUCUUAAUUUAAUGAUACUUAAGUUGCUAAGAUCUCAAUUUCACUUCCAUAUUAGAAAAAAACUGCAGUACACUACAGUUAUAUCAGGCAGUUAAAGUAAAUUGUGAAUGAUGCCCAUGGAGUCUCCCCCCAGCACAGUUUAGAGUUGUUGGGCACAUUUAGGAGAGAUGCGGUGAUCAGAAACAAUGCCAGAAUGCAGCGGGUGCACGGUCUGAAUAAGCACAUCACUUUUGCAAUCAGCUGAGAGCAAUGAAUCAGGAUAACAGAAAUACACGGAGUGAACAGUUUUUCCCCGGUCCUAAGCUGGUGUAUUAGAAAGGACACCUCCCAGCCUGCUGCACGUAAAGCUCGUGCCCUAGGCCAGAGCCCAGCACAGCACUGUCGAGUCAAAUCUGCAGCCAGUUCAAACAACAGCACUAAGCAGUGCAACCUUCCCCCGCUCAUCUCUGCAGCCCAGUACCUCAAAAAUCUAAUUAGUUAUCCCGACCUGCUGGCAUUAGCACUUCGCUCCUUGUUCUCCUGUUAGAAAUGCUGGGUUUGUAGACUCCAAGUGCCAUUGGGAAGGAUGGCAUAUAGGGAAGGGGAUGUAAAGAUUUGAAGAUCUGUCAUGGAUUGUUUCUCAAUAUUCAAGUAAAAUCUGCUUUUAGGAACAGGGCCAGGAUGUCGUCAGGUAAGGGGUGUACAGUCCUGUCUGCAAAGUGCAGGAUCACUGAAGUUUUUUUGGGUUGGGUUUUUUUUUCUUUUUUUGGUUGGGCAGUAAAUAAUUUUAACAAUUUAAUAAAUAUUUCUGAAAAAUAAGUAUUUCUGCAA
Messenger RNA from Grus americana (Whooping crane), 4349 nucleotides. RefSeq names its product Rab interacting lysosomal protein like 1 (gene RILPL1). The record is from RefSeq and is a predicted model, not a curated record. NCBI's taxonomy places the organism in Eukaryota, Metazoa, Chordata, Aves, Gruiformes, Gruidae. Gene Ontology annotation, biological process: cilium assembly. Gene Ontology annotation, molecular function: protein dimerization activity. The transcript has 8 exons. Bases 239 to 1387 code for a protein of 382 amino acids. Gene Ontology annotation, cellular component: cytoplasm; ciliary basal body.